GAAGGGAUCGCCAGAUUUAACUUUUGAAACAUAGUUUCUCACGAAAUUGGUGUGCCAUCUCCGCCCCCGUUACCCUUUUCUUUCCCUUCUUAUAUUCACUCUCUUUCUCUUCCCUUUACCCUUUAUUCUUCUUCUUCUUCUUCUUCUCUCCAAUAAUUGUUUUGCAUUGCAUUGCUCACUUCUCUUUCAUAUGGCUCCAGCCUUGGAAGCCCAAGUUCCAGAAGAGGCACAACAAACUGUGGCCAAUAACAACAGCUUCUUGAACAGUGUCAAUGAUGCUGCCUCACACAGAUCCAAAGUCACUGUUAUUGGAAGUGGCAACUGGGGCAGUGUUGCUGCUAAGCUCAUUUCAUCCAACACGCUCAGGCUUGGCUCCUUCCAUGAAGAAGUGAGGAUGUGGGUAUAUGAGGAGACAUUACCGAGUGGUGAGAAGCUCACAGAUGUCAUCAAUCGAACCAAUGAAAAUGUCAAAUAUCUUCCUGGAAUCAAGCUUGGCAAAAAUGUUGUUGCAGAUCCAGAUCUUGAAAAUGCAGUGAAGGAUUCCAACAUGUUAGUCUUUGUGACUCCACAUCAAUUUAUGGAAGGAAUAUGCAAAAGGCUUGUUGGGAAAAUAAGGGCAGAUGCUGAGGCUAUUUCCCUUGUUAAAGGGAUGGAGGUCAAGAUGGAAGGUCCAUGCAUGAUAUCUAGUCUUAUCUCCGAGCAACUGGGAAUCAAUUGUUCUGUUUUGAUGGGUGCCAACAUAGCAAAUGAGAUAGCAGUGGAGAAGUUUAGUGAAGCUACUGUUGGAUACAGGCACAACAGGGAAGUCGCUGAGAGAUGGGUUCAGUUGUUUUAUACUCCCUAUUUCAUUGUGACAGCUGUUCAGGAUGUUGAAGGGGUUGAACUAUGUGGAACUUUGAAAAAUGUUGUGGCCAUAGCAGCAGGUUUUGUUGAUGGCCUGGAGAUGGGAAACAAUACAAAAGCUGCAAUCAUGAGACUUGGUCUUAGAGAAAUGAAGGCAUUUUCAAAGAUGCUGUUUCCAUCUGUUAAGGACAGCACCUUUUUUGAGAGCUGUGGUGUAGCUGACCUUAUCACAACAUGCUUGGGUGGAAGAAACAGGAAAGUUGCUGAGGCCUAUGCAAAGAAUGGAGGGAAGAGAUCUUUUGAUGAACUUGAAGCAGAGAUGCUUCAAGGCCAGAAAUUGCAGGGUGUCUCAACUGCAAGUGAGGUUUAUGAGGUUCUAAGCCACAGGGGGUGGCUACAGUUAUUUCCUCUCUUCUCAACAGUGCAUGAAAUAAGCACUGGCCUACUUCCACCAUCAGCCAUAGUUGAAUACAGUGAGAAGCUACCAAGGUCCUUCUAAUUCAAAGCACAUUUGUUGAAUAAGCAAUAUAAUCUCAAGGGUAUACAAAUAGCAUGUUUUAGCUCUAUCGACUGUGGAAAACCUUUCAAAUGGAAAUGCUUUAGCUAUGCCAACAAGGGACUUGUUUCCACAGUUGAGGUUCUCUGAAGGUCAAGGAAGUUGCCUUUUAUAUCAAGUUAUAUUAUACAUGCUAUGCAACAAAACUUACAUAGUUUACAUAUACAAUAAAGUAGUAAUUUAUAUUUUUCUAUUGAUUGAUUUUUCCAUUUUCCACAAGAUAUUAACUGAGCUGUGUGUUUUAUUCCCCCAAUUUGGAUAAGGAAAAUGCUUUAGGAUUUAACACUUUGGGUUGUAUAUGUUGAAGGACAACAUUACCUGAAAUUAAUUUGCCUAUCGCUUCUCACUUUUUG
Molecule: messenger RNA, 1752 nt
Organism: Cajanus cajan (pigeon pea)
Lineage: Eukaryota; Viridiplantae; Streptophyta; Magnoliopsida; Fabales; Fabaceae
Product: glycerol-3-phosphate dehydrogenase [NAD(+)]
Biological process (GO): carbohydrate metabolic process; glycerol-3-phosphate catabolic process
Cellular component (GO): cytosol
Molecular function (GO): NAD binding; protein homodimerization activity; glycerol-3-phosphate dehydrogenase [NAD(P)+] activity
Source: RefSeq, a predicted model, not a curated record